Cucurbita maxima (winter squash) is the source of this 797-nucleotide messenger RNA. RefSeq names its product CASP-like protein ARALYDRAFT_485429. Lineage: Eukaryota; Viridiplantae; Streptophyta; Magnoliopsida; Cucurbitales; Cucurbitaceae. Gene Ontology annotation, cellular component: membrane. Bases 292 to 750 code for a protein of 152 amino acids. The record is from RefSeq and is a predicted model, not a curated record. The transcript has 3 exons.
UCAAAGCUCCUCCAAAAUCGAAAUCAGAAAGCCGGCUAAUCUGGAUGAACAAGAUCAGGGUGCAGCAGCGUAGCCAUUUCCGAUCUUUCAUCUUCAGAGAAUCCAUUUUCUUUUCCCAGCCCGACAAACAAACCCACCCAACCCAAUUCCGUUUCUCGAUUUCAAGGUCUUCAAACCCAAUUUCAGUAGAGAUUCUGUUAGUCCCCACCAUUUCUGAGUGAUGGUUUUACGAUCGAGGAGUGUGGCUGUGGCUGUGGCUGUGGCUGUGGCGUAGAAUAGUUGCAGAGGAAAAUGGAAGAGAUGCCGGGGGCAUUGGGCACAAGCGCAAGCUUGGCACUCCGUCUUGGUCAGGCGAUCUUUGCCUCGGCUUCCCUAGUCUUCAUGUGUCUCGAAAUCGAGUUCUAUAGCUACACGGCUUUCUGCUAUCUGGUGACAGUCAUGGGUUUGAUGGUUCCUUGGAGUCUGACAUUGGCAGUAGUAGAUGGCUAUUCUGUUUUUGUUAGGCAUUUACCUCCUCAAACACGAGUAACGUCGAUCAUCGUCACUGGAGAUUGGGUUCUAUCAUUUCUGUCUUUGGGUGCUGCUUGCUCGACAGCCAGUGUCGCCGAUAUCUUGCUCGAAGCCGGGAUUUCGUAUUGCUCAGCAAAGCUUUGCAAUAGAUAUCGGCUUUCUGCAGUAAUGGCAUUCUUGUCUUGGUUUCUUUCUCUUGUUUCUUCACUCUUCAAUCUCUGGCUUCUUCCAUCUUUAUAGAGUCUUUCUUCUUAAACUCAUUUUUUAAGAACUGUAUAUGAAAAAAA